AUUUAAACGCGGGCUGGAGGCGAGGCAGCAAAGUGCAGCGCACGCCCGCCAACAUGAAGCUCGUCCUCGUCCUGCUCCUCGCCGCCGGCACCGCCUCGGCGUCGCGGCCCCUGCUGCCGGUGCAGCCUCUGGCGCCCGUCAACCCCAGCCACACCUUCGAGGAGUGGGAGCGGAUCAUGGAGGACGCCCAGGAAGCGCUGCCGGAAGUGUGCGAGGGGUGCCAGAAGGGGACGGAGCCGCAGCCUGACGUGGCUGGCGUGCUGGCUGCCGGCGUGGAGCCCGCCCUGGGCCGUCUGGGCACCCUAGGCGGCCUGCGUGUCAUCGGGGGCUCCCAGGCCGUGGCGGGCCAGUUCCCCUGGCAGGCGCAGGUCAACAUGGACAACAGCUACUUCUGCGGGGGGUCCAUCAUCAGCAGCCAGUUCAUCCUGAGCGCCGGCCACUGCGCCUCCGGGUUCAGCCUCUUCCGCAUCGUGCUGGGGUCCCUGUUCACGGCGGACAUGAGCGAGUCCAACAGGCUGACCUACGUCACCAGGGAGGCCUACGUGCACGAGAAGUUCGACCUGGCCGCCAUCCUAAACGACAUCUCCGUCUUCAAACUGCCCGCGGACGGCAUCACGACUUGGACGCCGUACGUCCGGCCCGUGCUGCUGCCAUCCUUCAGCCAGGCCAGGGAGACCUUCCUGGGCCAGACCGUGACGCUCAGCGGCUACGGCCGCUACGGCACCAGCAGCGUGUCGCCGUCCAUCAGCCCCGUCCUGCGCUGGGUCAACCUGAACGUCAUCACCAACGCCGAGUGCGCCAAGACCUACGGCUCCGUCGUCAAGUCCACGGUCCUCUGCACGGCCGGCGGCACCCGCGUCGGGCCCACGGGCUCGUGCAACGGCGACUCCGGCGGCCCGCUCACCGUCAGCAUCAACGGCGCCGCCGUGGAGGUGGGCAUCGUGUCGUUCGGCAGCAGCCGCGGCUGCAACCUGGGCUACCCGUCGGCCUUCACGCGCGUCACCUCCUACCUGGAGUGGAUCAGCGACAAGACCGGCAUCUCCAUCCGGAAGUAGAGCAAACGGCAGUGCACGGAUCUUUGUUGAUAUUUUUACACCUUUUUUUACAUUGAGUGAUGAUGAUUGUGAUUUGUUAUUUUAAUGAUUUUUGUAGAAAUACACGGAUUUUUAUUCCUGUCA
Molecule: messenger RNA, 1178 nt
Organism: Thrips palmi
Lineage: Eukaryota; Metazoa; Arthropoda; Insecta; Thysanoptera; Thripidae
Product: brachyurin-like
Exons: 6
Coding region: 54-1055 (333 amino acids)
Biological process (GO): proteolysis
Molecular function (GO): serine-type endopeptidase activity
Source: RefSeq, a predicted model, not a curated record